Molecule: messenger RNA, 302 nt
Organism: Didymodactylos carnosus
Lineage: Eukaryota; Metazoa; Rotifera; Eurotatoria; Philodinida; Philodinidae
Source: the annotation of a GenBank genome assembly
AUGGAAUGUGCUGUCCAGGAACCAAGAGAUAACGGCACAACAGUAAAUCAUCAUAAUAUCAAAUGUGAACUGAAACAAACUAGUUCAACAAAAAACAUUUUGGAUGCAACUGAGGUAAAAAUAGGUCGAAGAUACCCAUGCAGAUGAAAAAAGUCGUUCGAGGGGUGCGGCGAGUACUCGAAAAUCGGCCCUCGCCGAGGGCUCGACCCCUCGGAAAAUGGCACUUCGGACCCUCGAUAUAAGCUUUCGAGGGGUAUCGAUUUCGAGCCCUCGGAUUUCAGAUAGGUAGCGAGCCCUCGAGA